AUGUAUAUAUUAUGCCGGGGCACCACGGUGCUCGUCACGAAUGCGACGGGUCUCGUGGGGUCCAGCGUCGCCGCCGAGCUCCUUGUGGCCGGUUUCAAGGUUCUCAAGCAGCACCUCGAGUUGGAAUUCGGCUCGGCCACCGUCGAGAUCGUCGAGGUCGCCGAUCCGUCGGCCCCCGGUGCGCUCGACCAUGCCGUCCAGGGCGUCUCUGGCAUCAUACACGUGGCCAUGGAUGCUUCCAUGAGCACGGACCCCGACGCGGUGAUCAACUCUGUCGGCAGCUGCAGUACCAGCCUCUCCGAAGCGGCAGCCAGGAGCAAGGACGUCAAGUCGGUCGUUCUCACGUCGUCGAGCGUCGCUGUUUUUGGCAAGACGGGCAAGCAGCCCAUCGUUGUGGAUAAGCAAGCAAAUCAGGAUGACAUUGUCCCGUAUGCUUACAGUGCGAAGGACGACGAUCUCUCCAAGGCAGCUGCCGUUUACAUGGCGAGCAAAGUCAAGGGUGAGCAGGCUGCAUGGGCGCUAGUCAAGGGAAAAGGUUUUGCUUUCAACAACGCCCUUCCCUACUGGUUCCUCACCCCGCCGGGCUUCUUCUGCAAUGAUGUGCGCGACGUGGCACGCGCUCACGUGGCUGCCCUCGUAGCCGACGAGAUCAAGGACCAGCGCAUUUUUGCCAUGACGGAACUCUGGUCCAUCGAGGAGCUCGCCGGCGCCAUUCAAAAAGGCCAAGCCGCACCUGCAAUUGCCUGA
Acaromyces ingoldii is the source of this 747-nucleotide messenger RNA. Its product is annotated as NAD(P)-binding protein. The record is from RefSeq and is a predicted model, not a curated record. Bases 1 to 747 code for a protein of 248 amino acids. The transcript is spliced from 5 exons. Lineage: Eukaryota; Fungi; Basidiomycota; Exobasidiomycetes; Exobasidiales; Cryptobasidiaceae. Gene Ontology annotation, molecular function: oxidoreductase activity, acting on the CH-OH group of donors, NAD or NADP as acceptor.